Molecule: messenger RNA, 2290 nt
Organism: Pseudopodoces humilis (Tibetan ground-tit)
Lineage: Eukaryota; Metazoa; Chordata; Aves; Passeriformes; Paridae
Gene: EOMES
Product: eomesodermin
Biological process (GO): positive regulation of DNA-templated transcription; endodermal cell fate specification; CD8-positive, alpha-beta T cell differentiation involved in immune response
Cellular component (GO): chromatin; nucleus
Molecular function (GO): RNA polymerase II cis-regulatory region sequence-specific DNA binding; DNA-binding transcription factor activity, RNA polymerase II-specific
Source: RefSeq, a predicted model, not a curated record
AUGCAGCUGGGUGAGCCGCUGCUGACGGCGGCAGGGGCACUGCCGGGCGCCCCCUUCUACCCGCUGGAGGGCGGCGGGCGCGGUGGAGCCGCUGGAGCCGGGACGGGCGCUCCAGGCGGCUCCCGCGGGCCGCCCGGUCCGGGAUCGCCGCAGCGCCUCGACCUGGACAAGAUGCCUAAGAAGUUUGGAGCGGCGCCCGCCAUCCUGGGCGAGGCGGAGACCGUCGAGCCGCCCUUCGCCGCCCCCAAGCCGGACGGCCGCAAAGCCACCCCAUGUGGGGACGAGGAGCUGCCCCCGGCCGCCGCCGCCCGCUACUCCAUGGAUAGCCUGAGCCCCGAGCGCUACUACCUGCAGUCCCCCGGACCGCCCGCCGCCGACCUGGGGGGGCCCUGCGCCCUGUUCCCGUACCCGCCGGCGGCGCAGCACGGCGCCGUCUAUCAGCCGCCCGGCGGGCCGCGCUACCCCUACGGCUCCGUGCUGUCCCCGGGCGGCUUCGCGGGCGCCGUGUGCCCGCCCGGCGGCCGAUCGCAGUUCGGAGGCGGCGGCGGGUAUCAGUACGGGCAGUCGACGGGCGGCGGAGCCCUCUACGGCCCUUAUCCGCCGGCGUCGGGCUCCUGCGGAGGCCUCGGCGCGCUGGGGGUGCCGGCCGCCGGCCCGGGGAUGCGGGCUCAGGUCUUUCUUUGCAACCGGCCUCUCUGGCUCAAGUUCCACCGGCAUCAGACGGAGAUGAUCAUCACCAAGCAAGGCCGGAGAAUGUUUCCCUUCCUGAGCUUCAACAUCACCGGCCUCAACCCCACGGCGCACUACAACGUUUUCGUGGAGGUGGUGUUGGCGGACCCCAAUCAUUGGCGUUUCCAGGGGGGCAAGUGGGUGACCUGCGGCAAGGCCGACAACAACAUGCAAGGCAACAAGGUCUACGUUCAUCCUGAGUCGCCAAACACCGGGGCUCACUGGAUGAGGCAGGAGAUUUCUUUCGGGAAGCUGAAGCUCACGAACAAUAAAGGCGCUAACAACAACAACGCGCAGAUGAUAGUACUUCAGUCCCUACACAAGUACCAACCCCGACUUCACAUUGUGGAAGUGACUGAAGAUGGUGUUGAAGAUCUGAAUGAUUCCUCGAAGACUCAAACGUUUAUUUUCCCUGAAACGCAGUUCAUAGCAGUUACAGCAUAUCAAAACACUGAUAUUACACAGCUCAAAAUUGACCAUAAUCCUUUUGCAAAAGGCUUCAGAGACAAUUAUGACUCCAUGUACACAGCUUCCGAAAAUGACAGAUUAACUCCAUCUCCCACGGAUUCUCCUAGAUCCCACCAGAUCGUCCCUGGCGCCCGAUACAGUAUGCAGCCAUUCUUCCAAGAACAGUUUGUCAACAACCUGCCCCCAGCCCGCUUUUACAACGGUGAGAGAGCUGUCCCUCAGACAAAUGGCCUGCUGUCCCCACAGCCGAACGAGGAGGUGGCCAGCUCUCCUCAGCGGUGGUUUGUGACGCCCGUGCAGCAGCCUAGUGCCAACAAACUGGACAUGAACUCCUAUGAGACGGAGUAUUCUCAUAGCACCUUGCUCCCUUAUGGCAUUAAAUCCCUCCCCCUUCAGACAUCCCACGCUCUGGGAUACUACCCUGACCCGACAUUUCCAUCCAUGGCAGGCUGGGGGAGCAGGGGCUCUUACCAGCGAAAAAUGACAACAGGACUAACUUGGACCUCAAAAACGAGUCCUCCGGGAUUCACUGAAGACCAGCUUUCCAAGGACAAGGUGAAAGAAGAAAUUGGCUCGUCCUGGAUAGAGACUCCACCUUCUAUAAAGUCUCUAGAUUCAAAUGAUUCUGGGGUCUACACAGGUGCUUGUAAGAGAAGACGCCUUUCCCCUAGCACUUCCAGCAAUGAAAAUUCCCCGACAAUGAAAUGUGAGGACAUUAAUGCUGAGGACUAUAGCAAAGACACUUCAAAAGGCAUGGGCUACUAUGCAUUCUAUACUAGUUCUUAAAGCAUCUUUUUUUAUUCCAAUUGGCUGAUUUUUAAUUAUUUUUUUUCAGGGUGGCCUUGGGUUUUUUUGCAUUACAAUUGCCAAAAAGACUCUUUGCCUUCCACCUUGAGUUGUUGUGUGCAAUUCUAAAGAAGGUGCCAAAGCUUUUUGACUGUUGCAGGUAACAAAGUAGGGAAAUAGCAAACCAUGGGAGAAUUCUUCCCCUUGUUUAGGAGGAGCCAUAUGCAGAAGCUGUAAGAACUCUAGUGUCUAAAUAUGUGGUGUGCUUAUUUGAGACACUAAAGUGUACAGUUUGGGUUGGCUCAGA